This is a messenger RNA of Orbicella faveolata, 1931 nucleotides long. Its product is annotated as sperm-associated antigen 8-like. Gene Ontology annotation, molecular function: microtubule binding. The record is from RefSeq and is a predicted model, not a curated record. Gene Ontology annotation, cellular component: cytoplasm; nucleus. Gene Ontology annotation, biological process: positive regulation of transcription by RNA polymerase II. NCBI's taxonomy places the organism in Eukaryota, Metazoa, Cnidaria, Anthozoa, Scleractinia, Merulinidae.
CAAGAUUACAAGAACUUGUUCUGCAACACGCGCGCAUAAAGAACUUUUCCGAGUUAUAUCUUGUUUUGUUUAACGAUUUAAUAAUGAGUUCUGACACUAUUAGUGUUAUGAGACACAACAAUUCCUGUGGUAAAACUUUACUAGACAACUGGGUCGAGGAGAGACAAUGUGAACAGUAUGACAAGUCAGAUUCAAUCAACGUCUCUCAGCUACAUAAACAAGGACACAAGGGUAUCUUGACAACAGAUUUUGAUGCCAGGCCAGAGGGAUUAUCAACUGUCAGAGAUUCAUACAGGAAACCAGAGAAACUUGGAGUGCGAGAGAUUGGUUUGAGGCAACAGCUUCUUCAAGAAGAACUCUAUCAGCAAGUCAGUGCUGAAGUGGAUCAAGAAUGUAAUCCUCCACCUCCUUCAGUAGAAUAUCUUUCAACAACCAAGAAGGAUUUUUCAAAAGAAUUUGCCCCGAUUGUCAAAGCACCAACAAGGGAUCAUGAUGUCAAGACUGAACAGCCUGCCACCUUCUGGCUUGAAAGAGCUGAAGAAGUUCAUGGUGUAUCUCAGGUACGAACAAAAGACACGCCAUUCCGUAAAAAUGCUGCCUUUAGUACACCAAUAGAUGAGUACAAAGAUGCACCAAAACCAGGAGAGCAGUGGAAAUUUUAACCAUAAGUUUUUUAACCAUCAAAUCCAAUUUAUGCAACUAAAUUAUCAAAUGUAAAUAUUUCAGACAGACUGUAAACAUUUCUUAUAGUUUUUCCUUGUACACCAAAGUUUGAUUUAAAAAUAGCAAUAGAUUUUUUUCAAAAAUUUUUUGCAGUUGUUGUUGUGAUGUAAUGUACUUAUAAUAGGAGUUCCCUAUCUAUUUACAGCUUUUUCUUUAUCUUUAAUUUAAAAAAGUCUUUAAAAUAAACUCUCAACUGCAUAUAAAUAAUUUAUGUGAAUAUAUAUCCUCUGCUUUCUACUUCUGAUCAUAAUUUUACCAAACAAAUCAGGUUAUCUUACACUAGGCAUGGGAAAUAAAGGGAUAAUUGAAAUGCUAGGUGCUGUUCUCAAACAAACUGAUGUUCUCCAGCUUUCAUGGAGAUCUUGCCCGGGAUAAUCAUUAAUGGCCUAUACGUGGAGGCUUUGCGCAAAAGGGCUACCAUUUUCAGGCUUCAGGUAUGUAAAAGGGUAGGGAUUUCACAAGUUGAGAUGUAUAAAGGGAUAAGGCAAUCUGCCAUAUAGUUAUUUUAAAGGGUCUUUAAUUAAAAUAUUUUGAACAGAUGCAUCUUAUGACUGUAUCAUUUCAAAUAUUAGGCACUAUAUGAAAAUAACAAGAAGACUUCCUUUUUUGGCGAUAUAUUCAUAAUAUGGCCCAGUUAUAAAAGUAUGUGAAAGGGAUACCUCUUUUCAGCUGAAUGUAUACGAAAAAAGUCCCUUAUCUGUCAAAAUGGUAUACAAAAGGGUAUGGGGUUGAACUCUGAGCGGAGCCUCCCUGGCCACGCUUGGAUGUAGUUUCGUUUUGGGAUGACUUUAUGAAACAGUUGAUCAUUGAAGGUCUUGAAGUAUUAUUUUACGAGGAAGCGAUGUUAGUUGAAAUUCAAAGUUAGGACUGAAAGAAACAAUGUGUGGGUGACAAAUUCUGUGUAAAUUCCUGGGGGCAGUGUUGAGUUUCAAGUUUCUCAGAUCUGUUCCGGCCGAUAUGGGUAGUGGGGUUAAUAAGGAAACAGAGAGAUCGGCAAAGAGAAAUUAAAACAAGAGGGAAGAAAAUUAAAAAAAUAAUAAUAAUAAUUAACUAUUUAUCAACUACAGAGGCAGAAGUAAGUUUAAGCACAAUAGAUUUUAAAAAACUGGCUCAAAAAUUUAACACUACGUUAAAUAAGAUAUCUUAGGCCAUCGUGACUCAAAACAGUUUUUUUUCCUUUUUCGCGAGAUACAAACAUAAAAAUACCG